Closterium sp. NIES-65 is the source of this 12915-nucleotide messenger RNA. Lineage: Eukaryota; Viridiplantae; Streptophyta; Zygnematophyceae; Desmidiales; Closteriaceae. The record is from the annotation of a GenBank genome assembly.
AUGGACGCCGUGUACGGCUUACUUUCGGGCAGCUGGCUGCUCGGCACCCCCAAGGCGCCGCCAAAACCGGAGGCAGUAGAUGACGUGGACAAGCCAGUGCCCGAGGAAUGGAGGUCCAAAUAUCCCUUCAGAAGCGACGAUCCCACGGAGCAGCGCCUGAAGCAGCUGCUGGAAGCGUACGAGGAGUCGAGCAGAGAGGUGAGGAGUGGUUCAGCGAGAUUCAAAACUUGCGCGUCAGCUUUCACUGCUCCUGUUCCCCCCUCCUCCACCCCCUCUCCCCCUUCCCUCCAAUCGCUCCCUCUGCGCGCGGCGCGCGGGCAGGGCGCGUCAGCGGCGGCGAGCGCGACGCUGCUGGUGUUCCUGUCGGCGCUCGUCGAGGCGUACGCCGACUGGUUCCCGCCGGAACCGGACCCCGACGCGCACGGUCGCGCCGAUGACGCGCACGACGACGCGCACGGGGGCGACGGCGCGGAGGGCGAGGGGGAGGCGGGCGGGCAGCGGCUGGGGCACCCGCUGGAAGUGGUGCGGUGCGUGGCACGCCAGCUGGCCGAGUUUGCACGCGUGGCGAAAUCACGAGGGCCAUCUGCGUCUGCAGAAAAUCAAUCCGCCAAUCAAGAUGCGCCAGGUGGCAGCGCAUCAGAGGGGCAGAGCCGGUCGGCGGUGGGCAGCACGACGCUGUGGAUCGCAUCGCUCGCCAUGGGCGCGGGCAGGGGGGCGGGGGGGGGCGCAGGGGGCGCGGGGGAGGCGGGGGAGGCGGGGGACUUGGAGGAGGAGGCGGCGGCGUGGGAUCGCACGAUGCUGGCGCUGCGCGCGGCGUCCAUCAUCUCGCGCAGCGCCCACAACCGCAAGCUGCUCGCCUUCUUCCGCUCCGUCUCCGCCGCCAUCCACAUCCUCUCCGGCAUAUCAGCGGACCUGCGGGUGGCAGCGGCGCCCAUCAUCUCCACGCCCAUGCCCUCGCCGCACCCCGACCCCCCUCGCGCCACACCGGGGAGGAGCAUCACCACCACCGGCACCAGCAGCAGCGGGCGGGGGGCGGGCAGUGCGUGGGGGGCAGAGUUCGGGGUCAGGCAGGCAGGGGGCGAGCGGGACGGGGAUGCCACGUCAGCAGCACCUGCUGCUGCAGGCAGUGCGGGCAGGGAGGGGGGUGGGGCAGCUGGGGCAGCGGGGGCGGGGGCGCAGUGGUUGAGUGGGGAGAGGCGCAGUGUGCUGGUGGGCGUGCUGCUGAGCUGCGCCACCAACGCCCUCGCCCUGCUCGCCAACUUCCUCGACGCUGAGAUGCGCCAACUCGCGCAGCACCAACCCCUCCCCCCCACCCACGCCCCGCCCUUCUCCUCCCUCGCACACUCCCCUGCGCGCGCCUCCCCCUCCCCCCGCAGGGGCGCCCCCUCCCCGGGUCUCCUGACCUCCCCCUCCGCCCGCCUGAGGGGCAGUGGGCGGAGCAGCGGCAGGUGGGGGGGGCGCGGGCUGGGUUUUGGGGAGGAGCUGGCGGGGACGGCGUGGGGGGGCAGGGCGGGGGCGCGGGGGGCGGAGGGGGAGGAUGCGCUUGCUGGGAUGCGCGAGGUGCGCGCCAUCGUGGAGGCCGUGGAGACCAAGGGGCUCGCCGCCCUGCUCGCACUCAUCUCGCCACUGCGGGAGAUCCAGACGAAGCGAGCCGCCCACUGCAUAGAGGCGGGCGGCACGCUGCUGCUGGCGCUGCAGGUGAUGCGGUCGGUGGUGUACGCGAGUGUGACCGCGCGCGCCUCCUUCAUCGCCUCUCAGGGCCUGCACCACGCCCUCGACCUCAUCGCCUGGCCCUCGCACCUCCUGCACUGCCACCUAGAGCGCAUAAUGGAGUUGGAGAACGAUCUCUUUGAGGAGUUCAGCAUUCAGCUGCUCGCCUUCUCCGUCAUCCAGGAGGCCAUCUUCACCUGCCGUCCCCCUCCCUGCUCAUCUCUCUACUAUCUUCCGAUGUGCCCUCAUGCCUUCACGACUGCUUGUUGUGUGUUGGUUUCCGCCCUCAGUUCAGCCAACUGGUCUUUAAGAAUUCUAAAAAAGCACCUCAAUUCACCACCUCUCUCCCACUCACAUGGUCCUUCUCUCAUCCUUCCCUCCCUUCCUGCUCUCUCCCCUCCUCCUCUUUCCAGAUUCCUGAAUGCAGCAGCACUGGAGAUGGUACGGGACCUACACGGCUUCCCGCGUUUCUCCGCCUUCCUGCGCUGGGCCGCCUUCCUCUUCACCAAAUCCUCCUCUGAACUGCACCCCACACUCGUCCUCCCGCCACAACCCCCCCCCGCACCUGCACUGCCCGCGUCGAUGUCAGUGGCGGGGGACGAGGUGGGGGGGGAGGUGGAGCUGCCGGCCAUAGUGGCACGCCGGGACCCCAAGGCGCUGCUCUUCGAGGGCUCUGUGCUCGCCACGCCCUCCCGCGCCGCCUCCUCCCCCCACACCGCCGCCGCCGCUGCUGCCGCUGUCGCUGCCAAUGCCGCCGCUGCCGCUGCUGCUGCUGCACGCCCAUCCCUCACCCUGCCUGCGAAUCUGAGGAGCGGUGGGAAGAGCAGUGGCACGAGCAGGGAGGGGGGCGGGGUUGGAGCGGUGGCAGGAGGGGGGGAGAGGUCGUGGGCGCGGGAGAAGCUGCUGGCGAGCAGCACGUUCAGGCGCGUGACGGCGGAGCGCAACAGCACGGACGAGGCGCUCAUGGCGUGGAACCCCCACGCCGCCGUCGCCUGCACCGUGCUCUGCCGCUUCCUCGCUGAUGCCAUGCCCGCCGCCGCCCUGCGCAGGGGGCACACCUUUGGUCAUGGCCACGGGCACGGGCAUGGGCAUGGGCAUGGGGGGGGGUACGGGCAGGACAUGGGUUGGGACGCGGAUCCGGAGGAGUAUCGAGAGCAGGCGGCGCAGUGUGUGGCGGGGGCGCUGCUGGGCGUGUUUGAGCAGCAGGUGGGUGACUGGUACGAUGCAGCAGCAGGCCGCAUGUUCCGCUCGCUGUCGCCCGCCCUGCAGCUCUUCACAGUGCAUCAGCUGCGCCGCAUCCUCGGGUCGCUCAUUGCCGGGGCCGAACACUUCCGCUCCGCGCGCCUGUGGCACGCGCUGCUCUCGCCCAUCUUCUUCUUCUUCGGCGCUCAAACCAGGCCGCGCCACCCGCUGCUCUCGCCGCGCCUGCUGGGCCCCAAGGCUGCUGCGCUCGCCGCCGGCACCACCCACAGCCGGUGCUGCUGCAGGCGUGGCGAGGGGAAGUGCAGGGGGGGCGGGCGGCUACGGGGGGACAUAGUGGCACUGGUGGAGCUGGCAGUAUCAGUGGACAUGGGCGAUGGCAGCGCCACCGAGUGCGCUCUGCUGCUCGCUGCCCUCGAGGCCUGCUGCACUCACCCCAGCGCGGCAGCCCUGCUGGCCCACGCGCUGCAGCGCCUGCUGCACUCACGGGGCAUUGACGCCGUCAGAGAGCUCUCUGCCGUGCCCCGCCUCGCCGCCAUCAUCGACCGCCAGCACGCCGCCGCCACUGCUGCUGCUCUUCCCUCCGCCACGCCCCCCCUCACCCCGUCGCAGCUCCUCCCCCCCCGUUCCGUCUCCCUCCCUGUGUCCGCCCUUCGUCCUGUGCACUCUGCAUAUAGCGAGGAGGGCGAGGGGGCAGCGGCGGAGUGGCAGGGCGUACGGGGGGCGGUGUUCGCCCUACUGGAGGGCGCGCUGGGGGAGUCUGAUGCCGCCCUGGUGGACGCCGCUUGUGACCCCACGGUGUUCGUGCCGCUGCUGCGGCUGCUGUGGGACUCGGCCAACAGGGAGUUCGCUCUGCGAGUGCUCAUCCUGCUCAUGCACGCACCCUUGCUCGACCCCUCCGCGGGGCAGCCCCUGCUGGAGUGCUUCUUCGACCUCGUCUCCCAUGCCGCCUCCUUCACUGGCAGCAGCAGUGCAGUGGCGGUGACGGGCGAGGAGGGGGAGGAAGGGGCGAGCAGAGACGCGGUUGGAGCAGUGAUGCUGGUGGACGACCUGCUCUCCUGCACCACCUACAUCGUCUCCGACCCUCCCAACGCUGCAUUACAGCAGCGGUGUGUGGAGGCGGGGGCGCUGCAGCACGUGCUGGCAGUGCUGGAUGCGCGCUACUCGCCCGCCCACGCGCUCUCCAUCACGCUCGCCGCCCUGCGCUGCCUCACCUGCCUGCUCGCCGCCAACCAGGCCGCCAAGGCAGCCAUGGUGCGGGUGGCAGGGGCGGGGUACACGGGGCUGCAGAGGAGGAUAGAGGCGCUCACAGGGGGCAGGGCGGGGCAGGAGGUGCUGGAUGCCGUGCUCUGCCUCGCCACUGACGGCGCUUACACCGCCUCCGCCCUCAACACACGAGCCACCAUCCAGAACGGAGACGCACUCAUCCUUUGGCUCUCUCUGCUGCGCACCGCGCCAGAGCGCCAGGCGGUGGGGGGGCUACAGCAGCUGCAGGCGAUGCUAGCAGACUCCACAGCCUCGUGCGCCGAGUGCACACGCGCGUCCCUCAUGUGGCACCUGCUGCACUGGCUCUCCACCCUCGACUCCCUCCCCCUCGCCCCUCCCCUCACAACCGCCGCCGCUCACACUGCCACUGCCAUUGGCGCGUGGGGAGACGGCGGGGAGCAGCAGGAGGCGGGGGGAGCGGGGAGUGGGGAGGGAGGGGGAAGGGAGGGUGUGGUGGCGGCGGUGGCGCUGCUGGUGGAGACGAUGGGGCGGCACAGCAUGAGUGGCAAGGAGAUCACGGCUGUGUUCCACCUGCUGCGCCAGGCGGGGGCGGGCAGCCGAGCCAGACACGCAUCGCUGCUGCUGCGCACGCUGCUGGGCGCCAUCAAGGACGAGGGGCCCUCUGGCUUCUUUGAACUCAAUGGCGUUGACUCCGGAUUCAAGCUGCCCUCUGACCUGCGGUUCCCCGGGCCAAGGGGCUACACGGUGGUGUGUUGGCUGCGCAUAGAGGCCUUCCCCAUGCCGCCCGCCUCCGCCUUCCCCGGCUCCCCCCCCGCCAACCCCUGGGCGUUUGACGCGGAGGGGCGUCUAGAGGACGCGGAGGGCGGGGCGCGGGGGGGCGGGGAGGCGAGCAGAGAGGGCGCCAUGGCGCUGUUCAGCUUCCUCACUGACCUGGGCGUGGGGUGCAGCGCCUUCCUCACCCCCGAUGACGUGCUCCUGCAUGUACACGCCCUCCCCCUCCCAUCCUCUCCGCUCUUGCAUUCCAUGCACCCCUGCGCUUGUGCGUGCUUGCACAUGCCGCUGCCUGCUGUGCUCACCUUCGGCCUUUUGAGUCGACUCAAAAGCUGCUGUGCUCACCUUCGGCCUUUUGAGUCGACUCAAAAGCUGCUGUGGGCGGAGCAGCAGCGCGGGAGGCGGUGGUGGGGUUACCACACGAGUUGCGCCUCAAGUGCUGGCACCACGUGGCCAUCACCCACUGCCGCUCCCACCUUCGCUGCCCCCAGCACCGUGCGCCUCUUCGUUGACGGCCGCCUCGUCGCCUCCUCCCGCGCCAGGCAGUCCCCCCACGCGCGCACGCCACUGGACGACGAUGACGACCCGGCCUCGCUCUCCAUGGCGCCGCCUCUCUGCGGCCAGCUGGGCGCGCUCCACGUGCUCGACGACCCACUCUCCCCCGACCAGGUCGCCGCUCUGCACCGCUUGGGACCGCGCCACGCGCACUCCUUCCUGCCGUGCGAGCUCUCGCUCCUGCUCGGAUCCGCCGACCCCCCCGUGCGCGCGCUCUUUGACGGCAAGGACUGCCUUGCGCCGCGCCUCACUGUCAGCCUCACGGCUCACGCCACGGCGGGGGGAGUGGUGCUGGACGCGACGCCUUUCUGGGAGCAGCAGGGAGGGAGUGGUGGUGCACGGCGCGUGUGCGACGCGGUGAUGCUGCCCGGCGUGCAGGUGUGCCAGCGGCACCGGCUGCAGGACGUGCUGUCAUGCGUGGGCGGCGUGGCCGUGCUCUUCCCCCUCCUCACCCAACUCGACAGCGACGACGACUCCUGUGCUGCCGGGUCAGAAGGCGAGGGCGAGGAGGAGGGGCGGUGGGAGGCGGGGGGGACGCAUGUGGCGGUGGACGUGGUGUGUCUGCUCACGGAGGUGCUGGCGGGCAGUGCAGCGGCGGGGCAGUUCAUGGUGGGCGUGGGGGGAUUCUCUGUGCUCAGCUUCCUGCUGCAACACGUGCACCCCCGCCACCUCACCGUCAGCCUUGUACUCUCCAUUGAAAGCCUCACUAAUAGCAUUGCUGCCGAGCAGGACGGCUUGAUGGCGGAACAGCUGACGCGGUCGGCAUGGAGUGAGCUGUACCUGGAGCUAUCGCUCUGGAUCUACGCGCCCUACACCGUGCAGCGCGAGCUCCUUGAGUCCUUACUGCGCCAGGUGGACCGCAGCCCUGCACUGCUCCCCGCCGUGUGCCCGCUGCCUCGCCUGCUGGACCUGCUGCGCCGCUUCUACUGGCACGUGCCGCACGGCCGCUCCGUCGCCGGCCUCAAGCCCCUCGUGCACGCCACGUCGCGUGUUGUGAUUGGCCGGCGCCCUGACAACGCUGACGUGGCGAAGCUGAGGCUGCUGCUGCUGAGGCUGGCGGAGUACAGCGUGAGGGAUGGCUUCUCACUGGCUGAUGUGAGGGCGCUAGCAGCGUUUCUGGAGGGCAGCAAGGACGCCCCCAGCGUGCGCGACGUGCUGCUCGCACUGCUCUCACUGCUCUCACGGCCACCGCUGCUCGCGUCCUUCACCUCGCACGUCUACUCCCUCACCGGCUGUCAUCUCUUCCUCAACCUCCUCGCCAGGCCAGAGGAGGAUCUGCAGUCACUCGGCCUGCGUCUCAUCACAGCACUGCAGGCAGAGCGCCGCCUGCGCCUCAUCCGCGCCUUCUCCUCCUCCCCCGCACCCUCCCCCUCGCCCUCCGCCACCCCCGCGCCCAUCCCCGACGACCUAGUAGCGGCUGCCCUGCUGCACACGCCCUCGCCCUCGCCCUCCGCGUCAGCUCUCUCAGGCGGUGCGCUGCCAUCCCCCGGGCAUGGGGGGGGAGGGGAGCGCGUGAGGGAGGACGUGGAGCAGGCGGAGGCGAUGGUGGGCGUGGCGCUGCAGCUGAUGGUGCAGCGCUGCGUGCCGUGUCACGCCCCUCAUGCACUCCAUCCUCUUCGACCUCCUGCUCGCCCGCCCCCUCCCCAAACCUUGCCCGAGGCCGUGGGGCUGCUGCUGCCGCUGCUGGCGGGGGGGCGUGCGGAGGGGGGCGUGGCGGGGGCGGCAAUGAAGGAGCUGGCGGACCUCGUUGUGGGCAACGCUGUCAACCCCCGCCUGCUGCUGCAGCAAAAGGGGUGGCAAGUGGAUCUGAUGGCUCUGCUGGCGCUCAUGCGCUCACGCCUCUCCCCGCCCUCCCCCCCCACCGCCACCACCACCGCCACUGCCACCGCCACUACCACUCCCACUGGCACGAGCAGCAGCGGUGCACAGGGCAAGGGGCCGCAGGCAGCGAACGGGUGGAGUGGGGCGAGGAAGGGGGGGCGGGGGAGCGAGGGGGAGGUGGGGGAGGAGGAGUUGGAGGAGGCGGAGGUGGUGUGGGAGCAGGUGCGGCGGCUGCUGCUGGCCACACACGCACACGCACUGCAGCACAGCAGCACCGGCUGGCAGCACGUGGCUGACACCGUUGGCGCCCUCCGCAUGUUCGCCCAGCAGGGCAAGCUACCGUACCACGUGGUGCUGCGCCCGCUGCUGGCGGAGCUCAUCACGGUGCAAUCAGGGCUCUCCUCACGGGGCGGCGCAGCGCGCAACAACUGUCUCUUCCUCUUUGCACUCAUAGACGAGUUCGCCCUGCAUGACUCGCGCCACAUCUUCCCUGCGAAGGAGCUGAUGACAGCGGGCGUGGGGGAGGCGGUAGACGGCCUGGCGGGCAUCACCACGCCGCGCUCCCACGCCCCCCACGCCACCCACGCGCCCUCCACUCCCCUCUCCCCGCCCCACUCCUCCUCGCCCCCCCUCUGGCACUCCAGCGGAGGGGGAAGGGGGAACGGGGAGAUGGAGGGGAACUGGCGCAAUGGGGGGGGUGGGGGAAGGGCGGGGCUGGGGAGGCUGACAUGGGCGCACGCCCCCAUGGGGUCCAUGCGCUGGGGGCCGCACAGGGCAGUGGUGGGGGCGUGGGACGAGGGGGACGAGGGGGAUGAGGGGGAGGAGGAGGGUGUGGGGGGGCGAGCAGGGCAGAGCGGGCAGAGAGGCAGUGGUGGGGUGUAUGGGGGGGAUGAUGGUGCUAUGCGCCCGCUCACUCCGCCAGGGCUAGCAGUGCCCUUGACCCCGCCUGGCAUGAGUCCCUUGGGAGGCGCUGGCAGGGGUUUUUUCACCCCUGAUAUUACUGGUGCACAGGAGAUAAGCGGUGCAGAGCGGUUCAGCACGAUGAGCCUGGACGUGCAGGGUGCGCGCAGCCCUGGGGAUGCUGACUUGCUGACGACCAGCGUUGACCUGGUUGACUGCAGCGUUGACCUUGGGGACUCCAGUGGAGUGGGAGAAGGAGGGGCGGAGGGCGAAGUGGGAGCGAGAGGGGCGGAGGGGCAGCUUGCCACGGUGGGGGCGGAAGGGGAGGAGAAGGGGAGGGAAGGGGGUGGCAGAGCGGAGGAGGACAAGAGCUGGCACCUUUGGGAUCAAACAGAGGAGUGGUCGUGUGCGGAGAUGGAUGGGGGUGGGCGGGUAUCUGCUGCACUCCCCUUGCUGCACCGCUCUUCCUGCCCCAACACACACUGCUCCCAUCAUCCGCCUCACCACGCCACCCCCCUCCGCCCCUUGUGUUGUGUCCCCAGGCUACUGCAAGCGGGCGACAGUGAGUUCAAGUGGAAGGCAUACGACGGCUUCUGGGCGCUGCUAGCUCUGCUGCACAACAAGGCCGACGCCGCCGCCGCCCUCUCUGCCGGCCUCUUCCGCUCGCUCCCCCGCUCCGCCUCCACCACCGCCCUCCCCCUCUCCCGCCUGCGCGCCCUCGCCCCGCCCUCGCCCUCCCGCACCGACCUGGACGCUGCUCUGGAGGGCGAUGGGGGCGGCCACUGGGGGUGCAGCACGGAGGAGCGGCUGGAGCAGCUGGGGAAGGAGAAGUGCCCGCGCGUGGUGUUCCGCCUCGUGCUGCUCUACGUGUACGACGCGGGGUUAGACGCGCUGCAGCGCUGCCUGCACCACUUCACCGUGCUCGUGCCCGUCAUGCUGGCGGACGGCAGCGAUGGUAACAGCGACUGGCACCGCAACCGCUUCCACCUCUUCCUCUGGUCGCUGCUGCACGCGCACGACGCCGUGGGGCACAUGGAGGAGGGGUCGCGCGGGGAGGUGAUCGCGCAGGGCGUGCACGACGUGGUGGUGUCGGCCGCUGCUGUGUUCGCGCAGCCCAUGAAGGGCCCGAUGCGUGCGACGCCCAGCAGCUCGGGGUCGGAGGAGGAUGACGACUUGGAGGCCGCCAGACACCUCGUGCAGCAGCAGAGGGUCGACGCUGCUGUGGAGGAGGAGAUAGGGCACAUGCUGUCAGCGGUGGCACAGUGGGACGCAGAGCUGUCACACGCACGGCAGGCACACGAGGCGGUGAGGGCGCAGAGGGUGCGGCAGCAGCGGGCCUUCCAGGAGCUGCAGCGCAUCGCCCUCGCCGACCUGCUCCACGCUGACAGCCGCCGCCGCGCUGCCGCCCGCAUCGCGUACGACGAGCAGCAGGAGCGCGUCAAGGCCGUGUGGGAGCAGCUGUAUCGGGAGAUGACGAGCGAGCGAGGGCCGUGGUACUCGCCCCCCUCGCCCUCCGCCGCCUCCUCGCUCUCCUCCCUCUCGCCUGGCGCCACGCCCCCUGCCUCAGCCGCGGUGCAGCGGUGGAAGCUGGACAAGAGUGAGGACGCCCAGCGCCGCCGCUUCCGCCUGCGCCCCCACCUGCGCUUCGACGAUGCCAUGUGCCGGCCAGCCCUCGACGCCAGCAAGCCCACAGGCGCAGGGGGAGAGGGCGCAGGAGGAGCAGGUGCAGAGGGGAAAGAGGAGGGAGGCGAUGGGGAGCCGGGGAGGGACGUGCGGGUGAAGGCGGCGGCAGUGGCGGUGGCAGGGAGGGAGGGGGGAGCGGGGGCGGGUGAGGAGGGAGGGGAGAUUCGGGUAGAGAAGGAUUUACUGGAGGAGGUGGCGAUGCUGCAGGAGGAGCAUAAGAGCGCCCAGGAGGGCGCGGCAGGGGCAGGGGGAGCUGGCGCAGGGGCCGGUGGGGGAGGGGAGGUGGCUGUGCGGUCGAGUGGGAUGCAGCUGGGUCUGCGAUUCGAGUCUGACGAUGAGGUAAUAACGAGCCUCCCAUGCAUAAUGGUGACGGCCAAGCGCAAGCUAGGAGGGCGCAUGGAGCUGAGGCGGCGCUCGCUGCACUUCUUCGCCGACUUUGUCUUUGAGGGCACCGCCGGCUCCUCUCUCUUCGACCCCGACGGCCGCCUGCGCCCACCGCACAGCGUGCGGGGGGAGGCGGAUCGCGGCGGGGCGAAGGUGGGCCCGCGGGAGCGGUGGCGGCGCGUGACGCAGCGGCUGCUGCUGGUGGCGAAGCUACAGCCCACGGAGAAGACGCUGGGGCGCGCGAGUGUGCGCAUGGCCAAGGACCCCGAUGUCCUGGAGGAGGUCAAGAUGCACCGCCAGUGGCCCCUGCACGAGCUGCGCCUCAUCCGAGUAACGCGCUUCCUCCUGCGCUACACGGCCCUCGAGCUCUCCUUCACCUCCCCCGCCGCCCGCCCCCCAGCGCUCUUCACCUUCGCCUCGCCGCGCCUGGCAGCCGAUUUCGCGGCCAAGAUGGCGGCCGUGGCCAACGCCACGGCCCGGUCCACGCGCGCACGCGAGGAGCACGUGAUGGUGGUGGACCGCCGCCGCGCCCUGGACCGCGCCGAGAAGGCGGCAGCGGCGUGGCGGCGGCGCGAGCUGAGCAAUUUUGAGUACCUCAUGGUGCUGAACACGCUGGCGGGGCGCACAUACAACGACCUGGCGCAGUACCCCGUGUUCCCGUGGGUGAUCGCCGACUAUGAGAGCCAGCAGCUGGACCUGCACAGCGAGAGCACCUUCCGUGACCUGGGCAAGCCCGUGGGCGCGCUCAAUGCCAAGCGCCUUGAGAUGUUCCGUGAUAGGGCAGAGAGCUUCCGGGACCCCGAUAUCCCAAGUUUCCUGUACGGCUCGCACUACUCCACAGCGGGCAUCGUGCUCUUCUACCUGCUGCGCCUUGAGCCCUUCGCCACUCUCAGCUGCCGCCUCCAGGGAGGCAAGUUUGACCACGCGGACAGGCUGUUCCAGUCGGUGGCAGUGACGUGGGCCAACUGUCUGACCAACACGAGCGACGUGAAGGAGCUCAUCCCCGAGUUCUUCUACCUGCCUGACUUCCUCUCCAACGCCAACCACCUGUAUCUGGGGCAGUGCCAGGACGGCUCCAUGCUCAACGAUGUCGUGCUGCCGCCCUGGGCGCUGGGCAGUCCAGAGCUCUUCGUGCGGCUCAACCGGGAGGCCCUCGAGAGCGAGUGGGUGAGCUCAAACCUGCACCGUUGGAUCGACCUCAUCUUCGGCUACCAGCAGCGGGGGCUGGCAGCCAUGGAGGCAGACAACGUGUUCUUCUACCUCACAUACGAGGGCGCCGUGGACAUGGAUGCUCUAGACGACCCCAUGGACCGGGCAGCUAUAGAGGAGCAGAUCGCUGCUUUUGGCCAGACGCCUGCCCAGCUGUUCCGCCGCCCGCACGAGCCCCGCGGCCCGCCACCCCGCGCCGCCCGCCCACUGCUGCACCGGCCGGCGGCGCUUGGACUUUCUGUGGUGGUGCCGGCGUGUCCCCCUGCUGGUGGUGGUGCGGGUGGUGGUGGGGGCGCGGGGGGGGGUGUGGGGGAGGAUGCCCCCUUCUCGCUGAGUGAGCCGCUCAUCUCUCGGCGCAUCGGGGCGCCCUUCGCGUCCACGAGUGGGGACGUGAGUCCGCACUGCUUCGCGCUGCUGCGCGGGGCCGCCUCGCCCUUCCUGCUGUGCGCCGCACACUGGGACUGCUCCACGCGCCUCGUGGCGGUCAGUGACGGCCGCACCCUGCAGGCCGUCAGGCAGCACACCGACGUCGUCACCUGCCUCUCCGCAUCGGAGGACGGCCUGUGGAUGGCAACAGGCAGUCGCGACACAACAGUGAUGGUGUGGCAUGUGGAUCGCACACAGCCGCGCCCCUCCGCCGACCCCGUGCUGCCGUGCAAGCCGCACCUGCUCCUCUGCGGGCACGACGACGUGGUCACUCAGGUGCUCGCGUCCUCCCCACUUGACCUCGUGCUCUCCGCCUCACUGGACGGCUCGCUGCUGCUGCACUCGCUCUCCUCGGGCCGCUUCAUCCGCUGCAUCCGCCACCCGCUGCGCCACGCCGUGCAGCGAAUGGCGGUGAGCCAGCUGGCGCUGGUGGCCGUGCACUCCGAUGCGGACGGCUGGCUGCGCGUGGCGUCCAUCAACGGCAAGUGGCUCGCUGCCGUCCCCACUGGACCCACCGCCACCACAACUGCCGCGGCCACUGCUGCUGGUGUUGCUGCUGGUGCUGCUGGUGGUGGUGUGGAGAUUCACAAUGAAGGUGCUGUAGGGGCUAUUUCCAGCAGCGGUGAGAAUAAAGCAGCUGCAACUGGCAGUGGUGGAAGCGGCAUGCCUGUGUCUCUGUCUGUAUCCCUGCCUGCUUCUGGCUCCACUGACAGUCAGCAAGUGCGAUCACCAACCGCAUCUGCAACAUCAAUGCCAGCAUCCCCGUCCCAAGCAACAGCAGCAGCAGCAGAGGUUGACAGUGUGACAUGCAUGGCAGCAAGUGCGUGCGGAGAGUUCCUCGUAACAGCAGGAGCAGCGGGGCGGGUGACGGUACGGUCCUUCUUCACACUGGCCACGGUGGUGGUGUAUGAGGGGGUGGGCGUGCCCGCCUGCUCCAUCGCCGUCACCAGUGAGGACGCCAUUCUCGUGGGGCUCGAAGACGGCCGCCUGCUGCUCUACUCGCUGUGUGCCAAUGCCCUCACUGACUGA